AUGGAUGCUACUGAAGCUCAUGGAACUAGUCUCAAGUUGACUCAGGGUUCCUACAUCACGGUUAUUGGCAUCCCAGAUAGUCUUGUUGGUGGCUAUCUGAUCGAUCUGACACUAGAACCGCUUCUUGGUGAUAAAACAGUGGAGCCAUGGCUUGUUAGUAAAAUACGGAUUACGGGUGACUUGAAAUAUCUCUUCUUGCCAGCAGCUAACCCACAUCAGAAGAGUUAG
Molecule: messenger RNA, 228 nt
Organism: Arabis nemorensis
Lineage: Eukaryota; Viridiplantae; Streptophyta; Magnoliopsida; Brassicales; Brassicaceae
Source: the annotation of a GenBank genome assembly